AUGACAACGCCAGAUCGUGUCGUUCCGAUGCGCGUCAUCGUCUGCGGCGUGCAACGAACAGGAACAUUGAGUGUGAGACUGGCUCUCAAACAGCUGGGCUUCAACGACUGCUAUCACAUGCACAACCUCCUUGAGAACCCUGAGCAGGAAUGCCCGCAAUGGGUCCGUCUCAUCGAGGCCCGGUAUGACGGGAAAGGCACCGUCACCAGGGCCGACUUUGACAAGGUGCUGGGCAACUCGCAAGCCUGCGUCGAUGUUCCCGCGGCGCUCUUCGGCGUCGAGCUCGCGGCGCUGUAUCCAGAAGCCAAAGUCAUCAUCCUGAACCGCGAUCCGGAAUCGUGGUACUACAGCACCCUGGAGUCUGUCAUUACGGCGGCGCAACCGGCGUCGCCUUGGGUCAAGCUGCAGAUGCUCUUCUGCUUCGUCUUUGACCCGGCGUCACGCGCGUUUGCCCGCUUCGGCAUGGCCAUGUCCGGGCUCGCCUUUCGGUACAAUCACCGGAAUGAAAAGGACAAGGCCAUUGCCUGGUACACGGGCGUGUACAAGCGCUUCCGCGAUGAGAUUCCCGAGGCGCGCCGCUUCGAGUACAAGGUACAGGAUGGCUGGGGCCCGCUGUGCGAGUAUCUCGAGGUUCCCGUACCGAUGGUUAAGGAUGAACGGACGGGAGAAGUGGAGGCGCCGUUUCCCCAUGCCAACGACCGCGAGACGUUCCAGAAGAACACGCUGAAGAGCAGGGCUCGGGCAUUGCGGCGGGCACGGGAUAACAUGCUCGUGGGAGCUGGUAAGAUGGCGGUUAUCGCGGCUGUGGGCUAUGUUGGAUAUGCUGUGUGGACGACGCGCCUUGGAGGGAGGAUAUGA
Molecule: messenger RNA, 858 nt
Organism: Trichoderma aggressivum f. europaeum
Lineage: Eukaryota; Fungi; Ascomycota; Sordariomycetes; Hypocreales; Hypocreaceae
Exons: 2
Coding region: 1-858 (285 amino acids)
Source: RefSeq, a predicted model, not a curated record